This is a messenger RNA of Mercenaria mercenaria, 1065 nucleotides long. RefSeq lists its product as uncharacterized. The transcript has a single exon. Lineage: Eukaryota; Metazoa; Mollusca; Bivalvia; Venerida; Veneridae. The record is from RefSeq and is a predicted model, not a curated record. Bases 1 to 1065 code for a protein of 354 amino acids.
AUGUAUGACACUGCUAAGUACCUAGCGUCAGUAAUCGGUCCAUUGGCAGGUAAAACACAGCACCACAUUAUCAAUAGUGUUAAUUUUGUGCAGAAAAUUCAGGGACUAGAGGUACCACCGGGACAGAAAUUAGUAUCAUAUGACGUUUCUGCACUUUUUACCAGUAUACCUGUAGAAAAGGCACUUGAAAUCAUUAGAAUGAGACUAGAGAAAGAUAAGAACUUGAAUGACAGAUGCGAACUCAAUGUUGAUCAGGUCAGUGAACUUUUAGAACUUUGUCUUACAAGUACGUACUUUGUAUACCAAGGCAAAUACUACCAACAGAAACAGGGAGCGGCCAUGGGGUCUCCAGUCUCCCCUUUAGUUGCUAAUCUGUACAUGGAGUUCUUUGAACGCCAGGCACUAGACCGAGCCAAGACCCCCCCCCCCCCCCCUCCAUCACUGUGGAUAAGAUAUGUUGAUGAUACCAUGACAAAGAUACAUGAGUAUGACAUUGACCAGUUCACGGAACAUCUGAACUCCAUAGACCCGCACAUAAAGUUCACUUCAGAACAAGAAGAGGAUGGGAAGAUACCAUUUUUAGAUACUUGUAUUCAUGUAGAGGACGAUGGCUCAACAAGAGUAACAGUUUACAGAAAGCCCACACAUACUGACCAAUAUCUUAAUUUCAAUUCAAACCACCACUUGGAACACAAAAGGUCAGUGGUAAGAACCUUGUUACACAGGGCCAACACACUUGUGACUAACGAAUCAGACAAGAAGAAGGAAAUUGAACACGUAAAAACAGCGUUACGUGCGAAUGGAUACCCUGAGUGGAUUUUUCAGCUUCCCAACAAAAAAUCUCAACAGGACAAGACUCAAAAUAGUGCGACAAAGGAAAGAAGAGUAAACGUGGGUAUGCCCUAUAUUCGUGGAACUUCGGAAGUUCUGGUGAGGGUGUUUAAGAACCACGGAGUGAACAUGUUCCACAAACCAUACAACUCGAUAAGGAGUCAGGUCACUCGGGUGAAAGAUCAAACCGAUAAACUGAAAAAAAUGUGGAAUUAUAUACCAUGUGAAAUGUGA